AUGACUGUUAAUCCAAAGAUUUCAAUACAACAAAGUGGUAAACCGCCACCUUUAUAUGUUUGUUUAGAUUGUGCAGAUGCAUUAAAUCGUCUAGAUUUUGAUCAAUUGGUGGAUAUACUUUUACCCACAAAACAGAUCAGUUUAACAUGUGAAUCAAAAACUUGUCGUAGUAAGAACAAUUCAGCUUCUAUUACAUGUUGGUCUACUGGUUGUACUUACCUAACAGGAAAUCGAGCUAUAAGAUUAUGUGAAUUAUGCCAUACAAUGCGACAUAUCUAUUUUGAUGUAAAUCAAUCAUCAACUGGAAAAACUAAGGAUAAAAAUCGAGUACAGGCGACUAUAGAUACAACUUCUGGUGUUAUCACUAAUACUAAUAAUGAAAAUGAUAACAGAAAUACUGAUCAGAGUACAACACACAUUUAUCAGAGUUCAUUACCAGAUGUAUGGGAUAUGUCACUUGAUUCACAACCCUGUAUGAUUCAAUCAAUAAUAUCGUUAACAUUAGAAACAAUGCCACGUUGGCGUCAAGUUUUAUUAGGUGGUAUAGAAAAUGGAGAUGAAAGUACUAAUCGAGCUGUAGUUGGUUUAACAUGCCCUGGUUCUAGUGCACCUGGUGGUCCAGCAUCUAGUAAUGAAAUGGUUAUGCUUGGUUUAAGUGGUGGACCUAUAAUUACUUCAAAUUUAUCUGGAAAUUCAAUGAAUAAUACAUCUAAUCUCCCAAUAGUUGGAAGUUCAAUUGGGCAAACAUCAUUCAGUGAUUUUGGAACAGCACAGAUAACUGGGUCAACAUCACGUAAUCCAACUGGUCCUGGUAUAACUGGUGCCGGUACCAUUGGUGGUAUUGCUGGUGUUAAUGAUUAUGCGCAUAAUGCUGGAACAGAAACUGGAGCAAUCACUCUACUUGGUCGUUAUACAGAUGAAGAUCAUAAAGUUCUAGCAGUUUAUGGAGCAUUCUUAGUUGGUGAGAAAUGCAGACCUCGUGAACGAAUUAAUCUUGAAUUACUCACAAGAAUAACAGCUGGUAUUUUUAACUGGUUUUUGGAUACAAUCUACACUGCUGAAGCGAGUAUUACCUUCGAUGGUCGAGGAAAUUUGAGGCAACGAUAUGAACUUGGGGAUUUGUUGGAACGAAUCAAAAGUGAAUAUAUUCUGAAAUGGAUUCAAGAAGUACAACGUCUUUAUCCUGAAGCUAUUUUUGCAGUAUUACUUCCUCAUCCACUGAAAUAUGCUCGAGUUGGAAGUUGCUGGGAUGCUAUAAGUGAUCAUUUAUCAAGAGUUAAACAUGGUCUAAGUCGUAUUGGUAGUCUGAUACCCUAUGAUAUUAUCACUUUUGAGACAUGGGAUUUUGUAAUGCCAUACUGGCUAGAAUCGAUACGGACUGAAGUGCCAAGGGUUGACUAUCCAGAAUUAGAAAUUCUUCUCAAAAAAAUUUUUGAUGCAACUGCUGGACCAUUCCCUUUUCUACCACAAAAAGUUUAUCAUUUUGCUAGUGAACGCUUUGUCAAUACUCCAGUCAGUGUCCAAGAUCAAGCACUGAGUUGGUUAGAGGUUUUGACAACUGUCGAAGUUCCAAUCCCCAUGAAAGAACUGCUUACAAUGUUUGCAGCCGGUAUAGCAUCAUUCUACUUGGAAUUACUAUUACCUUCUAACGAAGAAUAUGAUGAUGAUGAUGAUAACGAUGCUGUUGAUGAAGACUUGACAUAUCAAGAUUCUGAUGAAAAUUCAUUUGACCAAAAUACAGUGAGUGAAACCGAUUGGUUAACGGAACACGGGAUUUCAUCGGAAAAAAUGUUGAAUGAUAAUGACAAUGAAGAUGCUGAUGAGGAUGAUGAUGGUGGUGCUGGUGUUGAAGAUCAUUUAAAAAAUGAGGAUGAAAGUGAUGUCUUCUUAGAAGAAUCCAGUCAUUCAAGAGUAGUUGAAGAAGAAUAUGUAGAUAGAAAUCCUGACCCAAUUGAUAAUCAAUUUGUAUUAAAUGAAAAUGAUUAUACAGAAGUUGAUGAAGAUUUAACAUUAGAUGAAACUAAAAGUCUUUUAUCAAGUAGUAUGGAAGGCAAAACUAAUCCCAAAUCAUUUUCAUCAUCUUAUCCACGUAAAACAAAUAAACAAUCUCGUAUUCCAUUCACAGUAGAAUCAAGUGAUCGACAUACUAAAUCAAUAAUUCAUGAUCCAAGCUCAAAAUCUAAUGAUCAUAUUACAGAUCAUAAAAUUGAUGAAGAUAAAUUAAAUCAACAUAAUCUUAUAGAUGAAAAUGAAGGAAAACAAAUGCCUAAAUCUGAUAUUCCAGUUAUUCAUGAUCCAGUUGAACAACAAACUAAGAAACAUGGAUCACAUAUAACACCAUAUAGAAUGACCGCUUGUUUAACACAUAUGUUAGACAUUGCAUACCGUCAGUUAAAGAUUAUGGAUCCAAUUGGACAUUCAGGAUUUACACAAGAGACACCUAACUUAUUGUUAUGGCUUCUUGGUGAUAUGUUAGAACUAUAUUGGGGUAAUGUUGUUGAGACAGACGAUGAAACAAUGAGUCCAGGCUUAAGAAAUUUACGCUGCAAGGGUUUGGAAACAUGUAUUCUACCAAAAACGAAAAGUAAAUUCACCAACGAUAGUAAACCUUCAACAGGAAUAACAUCAGCCAAACCGACUGCUGUUAAUAACAAUAAUGAUAAUAAUCUAACUGAAGUAAACAAACAAACUGACAAUAGUGCUGACGAAUGCAUUGACUGUUUAGACAUGUUAACAUGGUUCAAUUAUGCUAGACUAAUAUGUCAACACUUAGCACCUAUUAGACCAACUCCUAAAGUGACAAUUGAAUUUACAAUCGAUGCAUUGACAGCAGCUACAAAUUUUCCAGAAUACACUGAAUGGAGUGAUUUCAACUGUACACCUAGCCUAAAUACAAAGUCUCCAACACCAACAUUAGAUCAAGUAGAAAAGUGUUCUUCCCUUCCUUCUUCUGAAGAUCUAUGUUCAGUUCCACCUGUUUUACGUCUUGUCUAUUUAUUGACACGAUUUUUGAAAGAAGGUUCACGUUGUUGUGUUGAUUAUGAAGAUUUAGCUGAUGAGUCAGAUAAUUUAUUUCAGAGUAUGAUGUCCACAUCAGUAAAGACAUCUUCAGCAACAAUAUCUGCUGAACAGCCAACAUCAUCGCAAUUCUCUUCAUCAAUGAAUCAAGCAACUAUUGAACUUAAAGUAUUUCGUGAUCCUGUUGUCUUACAAUGCAUUUUAGAAUGUCUAGCUUACUUAUGUCAUAUUGGUGAUGCGCUGAGACAUAUUUUAACUAAGGCAGAAAGAGAAGAACAAAAAUUAUCGGCGACUACUUCAUCUAGCUCAACGUCUACAACCUUAUCCAGUAUGACUACAACGGUAGCAGCAGGAGCAAUAAACAUCGGUGUUGCAUCAAACAUGCCUAUUUCCACAACAACAGGAGCACAAACAACACUUGGCGUUAACAGUUUAAUGGGAUUAACUGGGAACAAACUUUCCAGUCAGUUAACUAAUCAAGAUUUAUUAAGUAAAGGCCAGUUAAUACAAACUACAAAAACUUUAACAUCACGUAAUUGUACUGCAUCACCAAGAGCACAAAAGGAUUUUGUCUACUAUUUGAUUCAUUCUCACUUGAUUCCAAGUUUCUGGAGUCUACUGAAAUCAGAAUUAUCUCAUUUAGCCAGUUGGACAGUUCCUUUAAUUUUACAUUGUUUAUCAUUUCCUGGUGGAUUUAAUAUAUUAUGGAAAUUAAUUGAACGUGAUUUCUCACAUCAUGAUUGGAGGAUUCGUUUUAAUGCUAUAGAAAAAGUAUCUGUACUGUUUAGAGAAUUAGAUUAUUAUGUACUUGCUGGUGGUUUCAGUGGUUCAGCUGGAAAUAAACUUACUCAUUUAUUAUCUGGUGGAAGUAUGGCAAGUUCAGGUGCAGUAAAUCUUUUCUGCAGAUUAACUGGUACAACACAUAUUGGACGUACAAAACUUAAUACAGGUCGUAAAAAUUUACCUGGUGGUCAUUUAAUGCGACAACAUGGUGGAACAAGUGUAGAACCAGUUAGUAAAACAAAUCCUAAUACCAGUAAUAAUCGUCAUCCUUUAAUUCAAAGUGCUAUUGCACAUGCAUUUUGUUGUUUAAUUGGUUCAUUAGAUGAUCCUAAUUCAAUGAUUGCACAGUAUACUUCAAUACAAUUGGCUUCAUUGCACAGUAUUUCAUUAGCGUGUGCUAUCCAAUGUUUAGAAUUUCAAUUCGAUACUGUCAUCGCUGAUCGAUGUCUUAUACUACAGCGUAUGCAUCAAUUAAGUUCACAAUUAGGAAAUACACCUAAUCAAAUUGACAUUGAUACAGUAACUGAUUUGAAUGGAUCACAUCGUACUGGUGAACAUUUUCAGAAUCAAUUUGAACGUGCCGCAUUCGCUAUAAACAAAAGUUCUGGCCUUAAAUCAAUCAGCUUAAAUUCUCAUGCUUAUUCAUUAAGAUUUAGUUCACAUACAGUUGGAAGUUUUACUCAAGCCCAACAAUCACAAACACAAUUAAAUAUACAACAACAAAUGAUCACAUCAAAUACAACAACAUGUAAUCAAUCACAAAUGGAAAGUCAUAUACAACGAAAGUCUAUAUCUGAGAUUGGAUCAUCUGAUCUACAUAAUACAGAUUCUGUUGUAUCCGAUGGUGUACAUAGGUCACAGUUCAAAUUUGGUCAUGGUGCAAGAAGAUCACGUCCAUCAAUCUCUUCUGUCUGUGGUUUAUUAACAGGUGGUUCACAAGCUGGUGAAUUUGUUGAUAGUAACAAUAAAUUUUUAAGUUCCAUACAACAAGCCCUAGAUUUAGAUGGAAAUGAACGUGAUACAUUACAUCAAUGGGUUCGUUUAUUGCUCAAGUUUAUGUCCACAGUUCAAUUGGAUAUAAAGAUGGAUGAAUAUGGUACCAGUGGACCUAACAGUGGAGGUGGUUGUAGUAGUGAUGGAGUCGGAGGAGUAGGUGGUGGUAGUAGCAGUGGGAUUGGUAGCUCUAGUGGAAGUAGUGGACGUCAUAAUAUGGCAAACAAAUCUAGAGAUGAACUGAAAGAUCGUAAAGCUUUAAGCAAAGCACAAAGGCACCUAGCAUUUUUACUUGGUUAUACUGAUGGUUCGUUUGAUAUACCACCACACAAAAUGAGAAAUUCAACCGUUUUUCAUGCUUUUUUGGCACAUGUUGCUGGUGUACUUGAUCGUAACUUUAGUAUGGGUUGUUGUAUUCUACAUCAGACAUUGGUUGUCUUACAAUUUUGUGCAUCACCUCAACGUUAUGCUACUGAUACACAACCACCAACAUUUACUCUGAGAUUAUUAGAACCACAGGUUAGAUUACAUUGGCUUCAAACACUCUUAGUUAUUUUGUAUAAGUAUGAUUAUAAUGCACCAGGUGGGAAUCUAUCAACAAAUAUGAAUAUCUCUAGUGGAAUAUCGUAUAGUUCAAGUGCAGUAACUUCACAUAUCCCAUCUCAUAUUUCUAAUUCAACAUCGAGUACAAUUGGUGGUGGUAGAAUGCAUAAAAGAAGUUCAGAAAGUGAAACAUUGGUACAAUUGGAUAAUACAACAGGGAAUAUAUCAUCUACGAUUUCAAAUACUGGUAGCAACAUUGGGAGACCAACUCUUGGAGGGGGUAGUAUUAGUGGUAGUGGUGGUGGUGGUGGUAGCGGUAGCGGUAGUGGUGUAGCUAAUACUUUUUCCAGUUCUCAUCAAUUUACCCCAUCUAGCCUACUUGGAGUUAGUGGAGGUGUUGCAAAUCUCUUAUCAUCAUCAUCACCAACAAAUAUUAGCGGUGGAACUAGAGGUAUGAUAGAAUAUUUAAUUCAAAUUGUUUUGAAUACUCUGGAUUCACAUGUACAUGUUUGUCGAGAUCGUCCUAACGAAGAUUUAGUUGCACCAUUCAGUUCACAAUUGAGAAUAAGAGAGGCUAGUAAUGUGAGUACAGAUUUCAAUACAAUAUUAGAAACUGAAACACCUCCAGCUACUCCAAUUAAAGAAGAACAUCAUGAUGAUGAAGAUACUGUCGUUAUGCCAGGUGUAACUAUCAAUCUACUAUCAUCACCAACUGAAGUAAAUGAAAACUCCCAUUCGAAAUUAAACAAUCCUAUAAGGAGUGAUUCAAAGACACUUGACAUUGACCAACGGAAUCUUGAUGAAUCAUCUUAUGAAAUAAACAAUAUGACAAGAAAGAGAAAUGAAGGUCAACUGGAUAUCAAUGAACAAACAAGAAACAAUGAUGAUGAUGAUGAUGAUGAUAAUAUUGAUAAUAAAUCUAUACAAAGUAGAAUAAUUCAAAGUGAUGAACAAAAGAGAAAAUCAUUCGAUUUCAAUAUAGUUAAUAAUUCAAUACAGAAAAAUUUUCGAUAUAAACAAAUGAUCACUUCAAAAUCAACUAGUUAUAUAAAUAAACAACAAUAUCAUCAAGGUCAACAUUUAUCAAAUAUAUCAUUUAUCUCUUUAAAAGAUGAAAGAAAUGAAAUAAAACAAAUUAAUCCAACAAUUGAUCCAUGUACAGUUACACAAGAUGAACAAUCAAUUGUUACACCUCUUCUAACAGAUUCUUCUGAGACAAAUGUUAUACAGGAAAGAAAGGAAGUAAAUGAAACAUCGACAAAUGAAUCACAAAUAAAAGGUGGAUCAAAUGAAUGUAAAUCACCGAAGAAAGUAACACUAAAAUUUCCAAAACGAGGGUCUGCUUCCACUAUACAAGAAGAAAAAAAAUUGAAACCACUUAGAACAGAUUUAUGUAAUCAUAGUCAAUCAACCCAAUUAACGGAUUCUGUCCAGCUUAUAAAUAAAAGUAAACGUUUCAAUAAUCAAUCAACUAAAUAUUCUAUAUCUCAUCCAUUAGAUACAUUUAAUGAAGAUGGUAUAUCACAUCAUAAAUUUCAUUCGAAUGAUUCAUCUUGUUCAAAUACAUUAACAGUGAAUCGUUCACAAUCAGUUGCUGAAGAUCUUUAUUUAUCUAAUGGUAUUAAAUUAGAUAAAAAGUAUGAAAGUAUUAAAAAGAAUAGUUAUAUACCUGUAUCAUCCUCUACUGUUACUCAUAAUACUAUCAGUACAAAUAUUCAUAAUCAUAUACAAAAUACUAAUAUAAAUAUUAUGCCAAAUUUAACUUCUGCUGCAAUAACUUUUGCUUUGACUACUGAAAGAUGUCCAUGGUGUCAGUGUAUCUUAGAACAUUAUGAUGAAAAUACACUUGGACUUGGUAUUCUUUGUUUAUCUACAUUUGUACAUCGUGAACCAAGUUUAGCAGCUCCAUAUUUACGUGAUAUGCUGUUAACUACAGCACGUUUAGCUAGCACAUAUUUCUAUUCUUGGCAACCUGAACUUUCACAUAUCAUCAGCCCUGGGAAUGUUGCCAGUAUCGCUCGUCAAUUUCUUCGCUGUACAAUGUAUAAUCUAGCACCUAAUGGUCUAUUUACGCAAUUAUUCCAAACCCACAUUCCAGAUGAUAGUUUCUUCAAGACAAUUAUAUCAGUACUUGUUGAUUUUGAAGAUCAUAUGUCAUUCUUUCAACCAAUUAAUUUGUUAUUGGAAUCAUUAAAUAAACAAAAAUCAAUUAAUCUGGAUACUUUACCUAUACUAUUAGAAAAUCUUGCUAAUUAUUUAGAAUAUUUACCUAAUUUAACUGAUGAUGUUAAAAUGAAUCAUUUUAUCGCUUCUGGAUGGACAGAUAUUAUUGGACCAUUAGAUAUAUUUCUAAGAAAAUUGUCUACAAUUACACCAAUACCAAAUAAUUUAGCUACUACUGUACGCAUUAUGACUUAUGUACUACGUUCACCGGUUGCAUCAAGUUUCAAGACACUUCCAGAUACAUUUUCAAAUUUACUUCGUGUAAUUGUAGAAAAUGUACAUUUCCGUUUGACUAGCGUCAUUGAAUUAUGUUCAUUGAGUAAUCGAGUAUUGAAAGAUCGUACAAAGGCUAUGUUGAGUAAAACAUUAGUUGAUAUAUUUCAUCAAUCAAUUAAAUUUCGUACUUGUAUACCUGAUGAAAAUUUCAUAAAACUACUUCAAUUUAUUUUAAUGGAUGCUGGUGGUACAAUAGAACCGAAUCAAGUGGUCGAAGGUAUAACAACACUGUUUAAUCCACAAACUUAUCAUCUAUUUCCUACUGGUGCAGCUGAAUUAAUGAGACCUUAUCUACCUGAUUGCUUAGCUUUCAUAUCAGAUAUUCAUACAAUGCAUAAGAUUAAACAAUCUCAAAAAUCAGCAGUUCAGUUGAAUAGUAUUGGAUAUGGACUUGGAUCUUCAUCUAUGACACCUGGAUCUGGUGCAUGUGGAGGUGGUAAUAUUGAUUCUAACAUAUUAGGAAGUGGUGGAGGAGCAACCAGUAGCUCAAGUACUGGUCUUUUUGGUGGAACUUUUAAUUCAUCAGGAGCAUCUAAUUCUGGUCCUGGAACAACAGGAAUUAAUUCUGGUGUUGGGCUUGGAGCAGGUAUUCCAAGUUUACAUGAAGAUAUUUUGGGAGCACAUUUAAAAUCUGGUUUAGCUCAAUACAUUUCAUUAGAGUUAUCAAGAUCUAAUAAUGGAGGAGAUCAGGAUGUUUUACCUUUACUUGCACCAGGAUUAUUAGCUGAUAUAAAGACUGUACGAACAACAAAUAAAACUAUAUCACAUGGAUUACGAUCAAAAAUAGGUACUACUACAUCGGGAUUAAAUGCUGUUUCAGUAGGAACAACUGGAAAGAAUGUAAGUUUACUAGGAGAAGGUGGACAUACAAUCAAUUCUGAAUAUAUAAAUACACAAGUUAAAAGUAAUAAAACUAGUGGAUUAGUUACUAAGCCAAAUGAUAUUCAUUCAAACACAGCAAUUAUUGUUAUCACACAACCAGAUAAUAAUGAAUCAACUAAUAAUAAUUCGAAUGAUAUAAAUCAUAGUCGUUUAACAACAUUAACUUCAACAACAUCAUUGAAUAAAGGACAAGAUGGUAGUAGUCCUAAAUUAUUAUUAUUAUCUCCUACACUAUCUAGUUCAACAACAAUAAUUUCAAAUGAUCAAAUCUCUUCUACUACAGCUUCAAUAUGCACAAUAAACUCAAAUUCACCAAAUUCUAUAUCUCCAACAACAUCUACUACUCCUAUGAUACCUAGUCCUUAUUUGACUAGUCCACGUCAACUCAACUAUGCACAUGUUAUGCUGACAUCACCAUUUAUGCAUACAACUCAUUCAGAAGCACCAAUAUUGCAAUAUUUACCAUGGUUAAAGUCUACUCCACCAUCAUCUCAACUAGGACCAAAAGAUUUUCUAAUUAUGGUGGAACGAGUUCGUACACUAUCAUGGCUAUUACUUGGUGCAACAAUGAAUAUGGCGUUAACACGUGAAGCAACUGGUCUAUCAUGUCGUCCUAUACCAUUCAGUUUAGUUGUUUCAGUAGCAGAUUUAGUCAAAGCACUAUUAAGUGGAUUUCCAGAUCAACAAAAGCAAUCCGUCACUGUGAUGUCUUCAUUGUAUCAUGUUUUCCUUUUAUGUCAAGUAUGGACUAUAUAUUGUGAAACUGUUGCAAGUUUAUCUCCAGUAAAUUCAAAUCAACAUAAGGCAGCUAUGGCUACAGCAUUCGACUUUUGGAUAAGAAUUAUGCCAACUGUUUUACGUAUAUUAUCCAUUUCUGAAGAUUUUGUAAUUGUUAGUGGUCGUUUAUUAACUGUAAUCGAAGAACUAAUUGAAUGUCAAUCAUCAUUAGUAUCAAAGCUGUUUACAUUAUGGAUGCCGCUUUUACACGGAAGGCAUAGACAGUUGCCUGGUAAUAUGUUGAAACGUUUACAAAAAUGUAUUGAAUGGGAACCUCCAGAACCAUAUAAUCGAUUAUUGUUGUUAUCAUCAAUAGCUGAUCCAUUGUUGAAUAAUCGUUUAUCAUCAGGAUUAAUAAAUCAGUAUGAAAAUUUAUCAUCUACAAAUAAUGUUAAUACAAUGAAUGGAUUAUCAUUAUCGAAUACUGAAAAAGCUUUAAUUCAUCCAACUAGUUCUUCAUUACCAGGAUGGAAUGAAAGUUCUUUAUUAGCCUGUCAAUGUAAUUCAUUAAUGGGAUGUAAUAUAAUAUCGAAAUCUCUUAAAGAAUGUUUAAUUGAAGGUGUUAAUUUAACUGGUAAUUCACAAUGUAUUGGACAUGCAUUAGCACCAAGUGCACCAUAUAUUAAUGAUGGUACAUCUAAUGGUAUUGGUUUAGAGGCUGGAGCUAUGGGUACUGAUCUAUUGACUAGCCGUUUAGUAGCAUGGUUAAAAAAGCAUAUAUUUGUAUUAGGACGUAAUGAAGAUCAACAUUCUACAGCUACGCAUAUUUUUGUUCACUAA
Molecule: messenger RNA, 10275 nt
Organism: Heterobilharzia americana
Lineage: Eukaryota; Metazoa; Platyhelminthes; Trematoda; Strigeidida; Schistosomatidae
Source: the annotation of a GenBank genome assembly